CGCGUUGAUUUUGCCGGUAAAAUAAGAAGAAUUGGCUAAUCAACAAUGUCAUCAGAAGUACUUCGAGGCAUUGAUCCACGUGGAUACUUUGCAACUUUUAUCAAAGAAGGAGUCUAUCCUGACGGACGUGGUCUUCUUGAUGAACAAAAACUUGUUUUUAAGCAAGGAGAAUGUGGCGGUGUUGGUUCAUCUGUCGUCAGUACCCAAGGAGUGACUGUUUCGUGUUCAAUUCAAGCUUCAGUUUCACUCGUUAGUGAUGCACCCCUGGUGGAUAUCAAAAUUGAAGGUUCUCAGCAGCUAUCAGAGAAAGACGCAGAGGACUGCAACAGUGUCUUGCUUUCGUUAUUCACAAAUAAUUGUUUCGUUCGACGCGAAAAUUUGCGAUGUUUGGAUGUCUGUGGCAAACCUUUGCCUCUGGAAUGGCAACUUCAUAUCAUUGUUAAAGUGCUCAGUCUCGAGGGAAACUUUUUGGAUGCAGCUGUGUGCGCUCUCGGUGCCGCUCUUGUAGAUGCAAAGCUCCCGUCGAUUGUAUUAAACCAUUCCGAGGGCGACGAAUCGACAAUUGAAAAAACACAAAUUCAAGCAGAUUACCGAACAAUGCAUCGAUUGACGCUCGAAGAACCUUUGAUGUGCUGUUCAUUCGGUAUUUUCGUUGACGUUAAUUCAGACAAAAAGUCUGAAGUUCUCCUCUUGUCUCCAACAUUAGAAGCAAUAUCAGUGUGUCGAGCAACUUGUUCUGUAAUUGUUGGAAAAGAUGAUCACAUGGUUAUGGUUCGUGAACGAGGACAGUUUUCUUCUUUCUCCCUUUUAAAGAAAAUGUGUCAAAUUACCGCCGAACGCCGACACAAAUUCGUGGAGUCUCUUCAAAACGUUGUUUGAUUAUUUAAUUUUGUUGCUCGUUUAAAUAUGUUUUCUGUUAUAAAUUGUUGUUUC
Messenger RNA from Caenorhabditis elegans, 933 nucleotides. It is a transcript of the gene exos-8, whose product is annotated as Ribosomal RNA-processing protein 43. Gene Ontology annotation, cellular component: nucleolus; cytoplasm. The transcript is spliced from 5 exons. The record is from RefSeq and is marked reviewed. The coding region runs from base 46 to 879 and encodes 277 amino acids. NCBI's taxonomy places the organism in Eukaryota, Metazoa, Nematoda, Chromadorea, Rhabditida, Rhabditidae.